Messenger RNA from Aureobasidium subglaciale EXF-2481, 1711 nucleotides. RefSeq lists its product as uncharacterized. The transcript has 3 exons. Lineage: Eukaryota; Fungi; Ascomycota; Dothideomycetes; Dothideales; Saccotheciaceae. The record is from RefSeq and is a predicted model, not a curated record. Bases 186 to 1538 code for a protein of 450 amino acids.
CUCGAAAUAGGACGGCAAUCCCUCGUGACCAUUCACCUACUCGAUACAAGCUCGCGGCCGCCAAAGACAGCGCAGCUCGACCUGAAACACUCUGAAAUUAUCCCCAAGGAGUCUUGCUCGUAAAGGACAGCAGGCCAUCAAUCUCUCGAAACACCCAAGACAGCCUAAGAAUCGACGAUAUUGCGAUGGACGCAGAUGAUUGUGUUGAACAACAACGAAUAACGUUAGUGGAUCUCUUGAGCAAUACUCUCAUCUUGCGACAGACGGCUCCCUACCUUCCGGCCGGAAGUGUUCUCGCACUGUCAGCUUCAGCACGGGCACUUCGGCACAUCCUCUUCGAAUCGCCAGAGACGUUUCGCUAUCUGAAUCUGACAUUGGUUAAAUCGGCCACGCUCGACGCUGGCCCUAUCGACAGUGGUGGCAUCUCAUGGCGUUCCGAGCGCAUGGACGAGUCCCUGACAGAGGACGACUUCUUCUCAGGGCCAUUGCGAGGCAUCUUCUCGAAGCUUGAACGUCAUCAACUGAUCCGAAAUGUCAAAACACUGAUACUGGACGGCCUCAGUGUACCGGCGGAGCUUGUUCGGGAGGUUGUUGUAGAGGACCGAUUCAACAUCAGGAUUCUCAGCAUUCGAGAUGUCACCAACAUGAACCAAAGAGGCCUCCAGUCAGUCCUUCGCUACCUUGUAAGGCCAUCUGCCUCAAAGCCGCCAAAGUUGAAGGGCCUGUAUCUCUUUCGUCAUAAGGACGCUCCAACAGCACCAUCGCGUAAAGCUCCAACGAUGCCUUCGGGCCGCGUAUCAGCUGGCGUCAUGUCUUCACAAGGUGCUCAGAUCGGUGCUGAGUGGAAUUCUAGAUCCGAGGUAGCGCUGUCCGAAUCGCUCGGUCGCAACCAGCCACUAGAUGACUGGUGGAAAACCAAAGGCAGCAUCUGGAGUACCGAUGGCAAAGACAACAAGCGCGCCCCUUCAUCUGACUGGGCUGAUGUGGUGCUCGCAUGUCAAGGUAUCAUAGCCUUUGACGCAGUUCUUUGUCGCGGCCCUAGGCAUGAUCCCAGCAAGACGACAUCGGACCAGUUGUUGCGACCUGCUGUUGCGAAUAUUGCGCUCGGUGCGAGAGGAUGUGAACAAUGUGGUUCCUGCCCCGAACAGCCAGCGGCAUUUGACCGGGACCCAGACUUCAACUUUCCACUGUUAGCCCCUCCGCCGCUGCAUGCUAGUACUGUGCGGUCUGCUCAGGUACCCAUCAUAAUUGAUGCCACUGUUCCGCCGUUGAUACUACGAUGCGUAGAUUGUUUGCACGGGCGUUGGUGUGAGAAAUGUAACAAGUGGUGGUGCGAAGACUGCUACCAAGAGCCAGUAUCACGAGCAAAGCGGCAACACCCUAGUUCACCAGAGGACGGCUUACAACAAGAUAGUGGUUGGUCAUUGGAAGCCUUGAGCGCAAGCACUGGACCUGCAUUAAAGGUAUAUUCCAAUCUUUGUGUCGAGUCCUGCCUCGUCGAAGAGAUGUUACCUGUUGCAGAUGGCAUGUGGGGAUGAUGUCUAGAGACAUUACACCGAGACCGGGUCUGCCAGGUCGAAAUACUACAUGGUACGAUAUGUGCAUCAAGCGGUGCAUUGCGUAUCAAGCUUGUAGCUGGUAGGCUCUCAGUGUCAAUCUCACGAAAGUGGCGUCCAUCGAGAUUGCUUUGAGUGUGGCAGAACAUGCGGGG